AUGAGCGACACAGGGAGCCGGAGACACCUAGGGAAACCGAGAAAGGCGCCGAGACGAAAACCCGGGCGCAGAGACUGGGGACCGGGCACACCCGAACGGGACGGGACGGGGCGGGACGCCGGGAGGCGACUGAGUGAACUUUCGGAGCGGGUCCGAGCGCACCGGUCCUCCCGGGACGAGCCGCUCUGGGGCCUCGAGGGCGCCGCUCGAGCCCCGGCGUCGGCUGCGGCUCUUCCGCCGGCGGGGAGGGGGCGCCGUGGGACGGGGGAGGCGGCCUGGACCCGCCCGGGGCCGGCGGGGGAGGCUGAAGGCCGCCCCCGGUGCGCGACCGCGGCGGAUGGGGAACCGGGCGCCCACCGGCGCGGGGAAACUUUGCACGGGGGGUGCGGGCUGCGGCUCAGGUGCGGCGGGGGCUCGGACGAGAUCACGGGCGCGGCAGGUGGGGGCGCGGCCCGGCCUCCGGGCGCCCCCGGGCCCGCCCCCGGCUCAGCUCCACGGACGCGGGGGCAGGGUGGGGAUGGCGCGGAAGGGCCGCGCAUCGAGGGGCCCGAAGGGGGCUCGGGGGGUCACUCACCGCCUCUCCGGGGGCCGUCGGUCUGCAUGUCCCCCCUCGAGCCGCUGAGGCCGCCGUUCUCAGUCCGCCGCCGCCGUCGCCCUCUCCCGCCACCGCCACCGCCACCGCCACCUCCACCGCCGCCCGAGCAGGAGCCGGAGCCGGAGCUGGAGCCGGAGCCGCCGCCUCUGCCGCCGCCGCCGCCACCGCUCCCGCGCCAGCUCCAGCCGCGCGCGCCCGCCCGCCCGCGCCCGCGUCCCUGCCCCUGCCGUGCGCGUCCCCGGCGCCGCCCCUCCCCUCGUGCACUCUCGCUUGUAGAGGAGUGGAGCUGUAGGCCCAACGAGGCUGCAGACCAACCCCAAGUCUAA
Messenger RNA from Mus caroli (Ryukyu mouse), 921 nucleotides. Lineage: Eukaryota; Metazoa; Chordata; Mammalia; Rodentia; Muridae. The record is from RefSeq and is a predicted model, not a curated record.